UAGACUACCUUCUUCAGCUGUUCAUCAGAAGGGGGCUGGCUCCGAAUUGACUUUGUCAGGUGUUAAGAAGAAUUGCCUCAGGAAAGCCAGCGUUUAUUGAUCUGCUUAUGGAAAUAGCCUGUCGGAAAAUAAAGAACUAGGGAUCGCUAUAGAAGAGGUUCCACCCUGGGGUCGUGUUGGCCAGCUCUGCAUAACAAUACUGUCAGGUCACAAAAUGGAUCAUAUGAUCCUUACUGAGAUAUUUAUGAAGCCACCUUGUCAGUCUUUGUGUAAAUCACAAACGCAUCCAGAAAAAUAUAAAUUCCUGGGCAAUUGUAAGCUGGAGAAAGAGGCGUCUCGUGCAAAGGCAGCAGUGAGACAUCAACCCACAGGCAGAAAACAGUAAAUUUGUCACAGCCUUCUGAAUCAUGACCGAAUUGUCUAUCUGGAAAGACAGUGAGAUCAGACGUGAAGAUUCUAUUAUGGGCUCUGAUCACAAGGAGGACAAGAGUAGCUUUGGGCCCGAUCCGCUAUCUCCCACCGGACACCACCACAAGUUCCCCUCAUCCUCGUCCCACAGCCCCAAAGAAGUCUGGAAGAAAGGAGGGCGAGUUUUCUCUGUGCUCUUAGCAGUCAACUUGGUGCUGCUGGCCUGCACUCUGGUCAGUGGUGGGGCAUUCCAAGAUAUAAACCUGCAUGACUAUGAUGUCUUUUUCAUGCUCACCAUUGUGAUGCUGAUCACCAUUGCCUGGAUGCUCUUCUACAUUUUCAAUACCUCAAGACGGCAGAAUGCCAUCCCUUGCAAGGACAACCAUGCAGGACCUAUCUGGCUCAGAGGAGGCUUGGUCUUGUUCGCAGUCCUCACACUGGUGAUGGAUGUAUUUAAGACGGGCUAUUAUUCCAGCUUCAGCCACUGCCUGUCAGUCAUCAAAAUCAUGUAUCCAAUUGUACAGGCUGUGUUUGUGGUCAUCCAGACUUACUUUCUCUGGGUGUCUGCCAAAGACUGCGUCCAUGUACAUCUGGAUCUCACCCGAUGUGGCUUGAUGCUUACCUUGACCACUAACCUGGCAGUGUGGAUGUCAGCUGUAACGGAUGAGUCAGUGCAUAAGGCUCAGUCGAAGAAUCCCAAUGCAAACAAUACACACAGAAUGGCUGGGUUCAGGAGCAGCCCAUCAGACAGUUGUCCCUGUGACAAUAAUCUUUGCCAGAUUUUCCAGAAUGGCUAUUUCUGGUUAUAUCCCUUCAAUAUUGAAUAUAGUCUAUUUGCUUCUGCCAUGGUGUACGUCAUGUGGAAGAAUGUUGGCCGCCUUAUAGACCACCAUGCCAACUAUGUCCACCAUCUCAAGUUCAAGCUCUUCAGAAGAACUUAUUUUUUGGGCAUCAUUGUGGGCCUCUUGAUACUGAUGACUGGCAUAGGAGUCCUGAUUGUGUAUGAGGUUCAGAUAAAUUCAAAAGACAAAUCUGAAGCAAAAACGAAUCAGGUGCUCAGUAUGUAUUACAUCUUCAACAUCAUUUGCUUGAGCCUCAUGUCCCUUGCCUCCAUUGGAGGCUCAAUUGUUUACAGAUUUGACAAGAGGGAUAUGGAUCGUCAUAAGAACCCAACUAGGACUUUGGAUGUGGCCUUACUGAUGGGUGCAGCCUUGGGACAAUAUGCCAUUUCUUAUUAUUCUAUUGUGGCUACAGUAGCCAGUAAACCACGAGACACUAUAAAUGCCCUCAACUUGAGCUACUCCUUGCUGAUGAUCGCCCAACACACUUUCCAGAACAUCUUUAUCAUUGAAGGCCUCCAUCGACAGCCUGUUCAUAAGGAUGACAAAGCCCACAGUCGGGAGAAAGAUAUCUAUGGACUCACCUUUGUCAACCUGAAUGCAGUAUCUCUCCGUGUCCCUGAGAGUGGAAGCAUUCCACCACCCGUUACACCCCCGGAUGUAUCUAUUCAGACCCCUCCUGAAGUAACACAGUGUAUAAAGAUUACCAAGAAAGUGAACUGGAGGAGAACAUUCUUAAAGGACAGCUCAUUAUUCCUCCUCCUCUGUAAUGUAAUUCUCUGGAUCAUGCCAGCAUUUGGAGCCCGGCCGCAGUUUGAUAACACGACAGAGCUUCGCUUCUACGGCUAUCCCAUGUGGGCAGCCAUUGUGGACAUCUGCCUGCCCUUUGGCAUCUUCUACAGGAUGCAUGCGGUGGCUAGCCUGCUGGAGGUCUACAUCAUGUCUUAAUGGAAAAUGAAGAACUUGUUAGAGAAACCCACAUUUCUCAAUCCUCCCGGAACUGAACACUCCAAGAGCUGCCCUGAAGAGGCUGAUGGUUGUGUUUUACUUGAGUGUGGGCACUGCUCAGUAGCUCUGGCAAUAUGCUGUUUUUGUGCCUCCCCUAGAUGCACGUUUCAUUUUCUUCAUUCUCCUACAGGCUGAUCACUGUCAAUUAUAUUUUCCCUCUACCAGGAACUGCUGCCAUGAACUCUGUAAAAGUGCAGAUAAAUUCCUGGCUUAUUCAAGGACUAUUUGAUGUCAGGAGAAAAAAAAUAAGGGAACACUAUUUGGGGGGGGGGGAAAGAAUGAAAGAAAUGUUGGUGUUCUUGUACCUUGCUGUAGUUUAAUGCACUGUUUCCUGUUUUGCCCCUCUGGCCCUUUUCCCACAGAUUAAUGAAGGCCUCAGGAGCUUGACCCUGUUAAAGCUCACACUUCAUAAGUAUCAUCCUGAAAUCUCCCAGGUUUCAGCGGAACUUGUUUGUUGUCCUGAAUCAGGGCCUGUAGACUGUUAGAACCUGUGCUUAUGCUAUCAAGAGGGUAUUAAGAUAUGCUAGUUUUAAAGAGUAGUUGAUUUUUUAAUGAUCUUGUUUUUUAUAAAUACUGUAUGUAUACAUAUAUUUAUUUUCAUUGUGACAAAAGAAGAUUAAGAGGGAUUUAUAAUGCAGACACCACAGAACUCCACGCAUGCUGGCCAUGCUUCAACUGCUGGCCUGCCUGAGGAGGUCAGGGCCCCCUGGCCACUUGUGAGGGCAGAACGUCUCAUUCGCCCCUUGACUCUUCCAGCUCAGUUGAAGGGGCUCUGUGGUGAUGUGGUGAGGUAUCUGUAAAAACCUUUGAGGUCCUAUGUACAACAGGAGUUGGUUAGCACUUCUUCCCAAAGCCUUCUCUCCCACAACCUCACUUCUAAUCCAGUGUAUAUCCUGGGGUGACACUCUAACCUAUAAAGUGCAAUUCCUGAAAAUAUUCUUCUGCGGUGGGAUUGUCAUGCCACGGAUUGUUCAUAAACACUGUCACUGUCUAUUAAGCGAUUAGGGCUCAUUCCUUUACAACACUCUUACUCUACAACAUUGGACUACAAAUCGUGUCAGCCUGCAACAGAAGAGCCAGUGCUGUGGUGAUGAUGAUGGUGGAAGUUGUACUCAGAUAUACAGUAUUUGGAAGACAUCCAGUUGGGGAAGGCUGUUUUAGGAUGCCAUUUUGUUGGCCAUUGUUCAGACAGGCCACCCCAAGCUUUGGUUGGGGGUGAUCCAGAGAGAACCUUGGGCAACUCUGAUUCAAAUUCAGCCACCUUAAAACUCUCACGUGAUUUAAUAACAUUCUGUGGGUGAGUUUUGGAAGCAUCGCUUGCAAAAUUAGUAAAGGUAGGCAGAAUCGCUUACCUCCAUCUCCACCCAUAACUUAUGCACAACAUAAUUCCACAGAUCCAAAUCUUGUAACAGAAUAUCCACAAUAUUUGUGUUAGGAGUUUUGAAGAUUUCUGGUGAUGAGCCUAACAGAAUCUGGAAGGUUUGGGCCAGUUUAGCGCCUUUAUGAGUCCACUAGGCUUCUGCAAAGAAUCGCAAGGUGACCACAAUUUGUCAUGUUGGCACACUACAUACACCAUGAGGACUACUGUCUUGGGUGAAGCCUUCCAAACCCAUGCUGCCAGAUUUCUGUAUGUUCCCAGUAUAUUCCACCAGGGUGCUACUCUGUCUAAAAAAACAAUCAAAUUCUUUCCGGAGUAAAAUUCAGCAUCACUAGCAGAGUGAAGAUUAAAUAUAUGUAAUACAUUGGAAGAGUUUUCCUGGACUUGCUCUUAAUUCUUCCUUAUGCAGUGCCUGCUGUUCACAGGAAAGAUUGGCCAAAACUCUAUAGUAGGAAUUUUGGGAAGUGAGACUUGGAAAAUCAUGUCACCCCCCCUCCCCCAACCACCUUCACUGGCAGGAUUUUUCUUUCUUAUGAAAUUGUACUUGACAAUGGAAAGAAAUGGUCUUUUGCUGCUUGGAAAGUGACAUGGGAGGUGGGGAGAAGGAUGGUAAAUUACAAAACUUUUUUUCCACAAAAAUCUGAAAAUUGUAAAUGAAAAAAUAAAA
Molecule: messenger RNA, 4300 nt
Organism: Pogona vitticeps (central bearded dragon)
Lineage: Eukaryota; Metazoa; Chordata; Lepidosauria; Squamata; Agamidae
Source: RefSeq, a predicted model, not a curated record